GCAAUCCUUUUAAAACUGAAACGACGCCGUAUAUCGGAGUACUGUGGCUCAUUAUCGAAAGAAGCAGCUAUCAGUUAUGAUCAUAGAAACCGAGCUUACGCUAAUGGAGGACAGCAGUCGAUUAUCUGAAUAUUGGGAAACAGGGAUUUACCGGUUCGAAAAUUCAAAAGUUGUUUUUAUGGAUCCAGUUCGGGUACUCAACCGUUCAUAUACCCGGUUUAGGGUUUCACCAUCUGGCUACUACACUCGAUUCUUCGACUCCAAACCAGAAACUAAGCUCUCUUCAACUUCUAAGAAACGAAAGCGAAAACAGGAAAAACCUUAUUCCUUGAACGAAAGAGAAAGAGCAGCUGAUCAACGCCACCAGCAAGUUAAGCCUAUGCUGUUGAAGGCAUUGGAAUGUCUAGCGGUGGAUACUGAUCUUUUGGCAACAAUGAGAGAUUUAAGGACUGAUUUUUGUUCUCUGAAAGAAUUGUUGCCGGUGUCUGAUAAUGAUGAGCCGUGUUUUGUAGACCUAGGCCGUGUUUGGCAGGCUCCUCUUUAUGAAAUUACUCUUAAUUUUCCUUAUCCAAGGAAAGAUUCAGUUGUAUUUUGUUGCUUAGGUUCCUCAUUGGAUCAAUGCAGAGACCAGAGAAUUAUUCCUGUGUUUAAUAAUUUGGUUGUUAAUGAGACGUGUGAGGAUGUGGAGGCUGAACUUCUGAAUAUGAAAUAUUUACUACCUAGACAGAGUUGCUUCUACAUGUCUGACCUGGGGCAAAUUCGCAAUCUUAUUCCUGCUGAAUCUGAUUAUGGCUUCAAUCUAAUAGUCAUCGACCCACCAUGGGAAAAUGCCAGUGCUUCUCAAAAACUCCUGUACCCUACAUUGCCAAACCGUUACUUUUUAUCACUUCCCAUCAAGCAACUUACGCACACAAAUGGGGCACUUGUAGGCUUAUGGGUUACCAAUAGAGAGAAAUUACGUAUUUUUGUUGAGAAAGAGCUAUUUCCUGCAUGGGGAGUCAAUUAUGCAGCUAGUUUUUACUGGCUGAAGGUGAAAGCAGAUGGUUCAUUGGUUAGUGAUAUAGAUCUCUUUCAUCACAAACCUUAUGAGUGCCUUUUGUUGGGCUACUGCCAUCAGGAGGGCACUAAUGUAAGACCUAAUUCAAGCUUGAGAACUGUAGAACAAGAUAAAGUCAUCAUAAGUAUCCCUGGUGAUUACUCAAGGAAACCCCCAAUUGGAGAGUUACUGCUGGAGCAUGUUCCAGGACCUAAACCGGCUCGAUGUCUGGAACUUUUUGCCAGAGAGAUGAUGGGAGGAUGGACUUCUUGGGGGAAUGAACCUGUUCAUUUUCAAAAUUUGAGAUAUUUCAAAGAAAGAUAAGGAUAACGCAUCCGUAUGAAGGCCUUUUAUCGUCGUGAAUUACCAGAAGGAACUGAAAAUAUUUAGCUUGCCUAUUUCCAGCGACAUAAUCCUGUGAUAACAUAAUGAACUAGUUGGUGACUGACUGACGACUGUCCAAUUUGGACCUAAACAAACUAGUCCAACUCCAGUGGCCUACUUAAUGAAGCUUGUGCUACUGGUGAAAGCUAUUUUCAAGCUGAGCUAAUUACAGCUUCAACAUUCGUCAGGCAGCAGGUAGAUAAAGAGGUGGUCAUAAGUAGGGAUUAGAAAAUAUUCCGAACUGGUUUAGUUUUUGUAGCAGUCUGUCGGAGGCUCUUAGUCUUAGUAUUUGUCUUUUGAAGAUUGAGCUUUGGUGCAAGAUAUUUGAUGUUAUGUGUAAACUAUAACUGCAGAAUUGCUAUUUAUCAGAAAAAGAAAAAGAAAUGAAUGCAAAACUGCUUUCAUAAAA
This is a messenger RNA of Mercurialis annua (annual mercury), 1829 nucleotides long. RefSeq names its product methyltransferase-like protein 2. Gene Ontology annotation, cellular component: nucleus; RNA N6-methyladenosine methyltransferase complex. The coding region runs from base 77 to 1360 and encodes 427 amino acids. The transcript is spliced from 10 exons. Gene Ontology annotation, molecular function: nucleic acid binding; methyltransferase activity. Lineage: Eukaryota; Viridiplantae; Streptophyta; Magnoliopsida; Malpighiales; Euphorbiaceae. The record is from RefSeq and is a predicted model, not a curated record.